AUGUGUACCACCCUUUCUUUUCUCGCCACUUCCAACAUGCUUAAGUUGGCGCCGACCGUCUCAGACCGUGCUCAAGCAGCUAACCGGAUGAUUUUACGUCCUAGGAGGACCAAGAACAACAACAGCGUUGACACUGCUCCAAAGAUGUUCCAAAACAUUGUCUUCUCGAUCCCGGAGCUUGUUCACUUAAUCACCGACCACCUGGCAAGGCGCGAUCUCACGGCCCUCAUCCGUGUCAACUGUACCUGGAAUAGCAUUUGGGUUCCUUAUCUCUACGAAAGUCUAUUUUUUCCCCAGUGCGGAUUAUUUAACGCCUAUCCAGAGAUCAGCAAAUACGGAGACCAUGUCAAGACCCUCGGUCUCUCGCGCACAAGAUGGAUCAGCGCCCGCUACCUUCUCAUGUUUACCGCCAACCUACAAUCGCUCAGGAUCCGAUUCGGGGUCUUGUAUACUUCAUAUAUCGAGCAGGUCACGGAGAUGGUGCCACAGCUUCGAGUCUUACAUGUUAUCCUGGAGCUAUCCUUAUCGCAGCCGUCGGACUGUCAGAUGGCAUCUGUAGCGACUCUCAAGAACCUGGAGGACUCUUACUGGUACUCCAAUGCCAACCUCCGCAUCGACGAUAUUCUUUUGGUGUUCAGAGAUUGCCGUCAGCUCAGGUCGUUGGUUCUGGAAAGGGUCACCAUAGUAGAGGAGCUCAAGGACGUCCGCAACGAGCAGGAGCCAUAG
Messenger RNA from Gamsiella multidivaricata, 726 nucleotides. RefSeq lists its product as uncharacterized. The coding region runs from base 1 to 726 and encodes 241 amino acids. The record is from RefSeq and is a predicted model, not a curated record. NCBI's taxonomy places the organism in Eukaryota, Fungi, Mortierellomycota, Mortierellomycetes, Mortierellales, Mortierellaceae. The transcript has a single exon.